Molecule: messenger RNA, 4720 nt
Organism: Nematostella vectensis (starlet sea anemone)
Lineage: Eukaryota; Metazoa; Cnidaria; Anthozoa; Actiniaria; Edwardsiidae
Product: transient receptor potential cation channel subfamily A member 1
Exons: 31
Coding region: 412-3819 (1135 amino acids)
Biological process (GO): monoatomic ion transport; proteolysis; transmembrane transport
Cellular component (GO): membrane
Molecular function (GO): aspartic-type endopeptidase activity; protein binding; monoatomic ion channel activity
Source: RefSeq, a predicted model, not a curated record
CAAUUUGGUUUCCAAAUAUCAUGCUUAUAGCAUUUACUUACGCAACGUUUUGCUCUCGCGAUUACCAUUGUUUAGUAUGACGAAAUCGGCCCCUGGUCGCUUUUUGCGUUAGUGUCCAAUUUUAUUUCUAGGCGUAAUAGGUGUCAAAAUUUAAUUUUAAAAGAGCUCAUUGGUCGCGAUUUUGAGGUUAACGUCCAGUUUUAUUUCUAGGCGUGCUAUGUGUCAAAAUUAGAUUUAAACGAACUCGCUACUUUCGGAAAAAUAUUAUCAGGAACCAAGAGAGCUUACACACACUUACUCACAUGAUGCAAAUGUCGUUGCUGUACUAAUUAUUUCGCAGUUCUAGACCCCAAGGCAAAUUAUCUAAAUAAGGGGUCAUUACAGUUAUUAUUAAAGCAAGAAAUCCGGACAAUGGCUGAUAAAGAAGCGCUUAACCUUGGUAGAAAGAAAAGGCGGUCGACUUUAGGGAAGAAGCUAGGCGUACUAAACAUGGAACAACCCAUGAAGACUCGUGUUAACAACCAGAUGUUUUUCUCUGCUGCUGUUUUUUCGUCGAGAUCUGCACACAUUCGCCAAUCAUCCGCGAGUAUCAUCAGGCAAAGCAUCACUGACUCCAUCGAGAAGAACGUUUGCCGUCGAGUGGGGCUUCACCAGGCCUGCAAAGAGGGUCAAAUUGAUGUAGUCAAGAAUCUUUUGAGACAGGGCUCAUCUACAAUCAAUAACUUGGAUGACAGCGGUUAUGCCCCACUACACUAUGCGUCGCGCUAUGAGCGAAUCCAGAUCGCUGAGCUGUUGAUUACGCAUGGAGCUGAUAUUAACGUUCGCACGUCCGACGAUCUCCGCAUGACCACGCCCCUUCACCUUGCCGCCAAGUUCAACUCGUUUGGAAUAGUGCGCAUGCUCAUGAGUCACGAAGCCGACAUUGACCAGCGGUCACUCUUUGGGCAUCAUGCGCUUCACUAUGCUGCCCGUAGAGGAAGUGUUCACAUGGUCAAGCUUUUUCUACAAGAUGGUGGCGUCAGUCCUAACAUAACAGAUAACGAGAACGCCACGCCUCUCCAUGUCGCCUGUCAAAGCGAGCGCCUCGAUAUAGUGGACAUUCUACUGCGGUACGGUGGCGACCCAUCCCAGUGUGACGUUGAGGGGUGUAGCCCGAUGCAUAUCGCUGCCAGGGAAGGACGGUCUGAUAUACUCAGACUAUUACUGGAUUAUGCACGUAAGAUGGGCGCCUCGUACUGUGAUAUCCUUAACAUGGAUGGACAAAACACGAACUCCUGUCUGCAUAUUGCGGUCCAACAUGGACACGUCGAGGCUGCAAAGGUCUGUAUAGAAUAUGGCGCCGAUGUAUCGGAGGCGCAGAGUGAUUUAUGCACCCCCCUCCAUGUGGCGUGCUCCAGAGGCGAUUUCGAGAUGACCCAUCUUCUAGUGACUCAUGGUGCUGAUUUAAACGCUGAAGACGCGGAGCGUAUGACACCUAUACUAAGAGCCUCCCUGACGGGCGAUGUAAAGAUAAUUGAUUACCUUUUAAACAACGGCGUGGAAAUCUCCCCAAGCCCCGGGUCACGUGCUCCGUCUCCACUUCUCUGCGCAGUCAAGCGCUGCCAUUACCAGGCUGUCACUCACAUCCUUCAAAGGGGUUCUCCCAUAGAGUUGCGUGACACCAGCGACAGGACUGCGUUACACAUCGCCGUGUACAGCGCAGAUGCCAAAACCGUCUCUAUUUUACUAGAGAAUGGCGGCAAGGGUCUUCUCAACACAAAAGAAAGAGACGGGAAAAGCCCAUUGCACUAUGCUGCCGCCAAAGGAGAUAUAAGGAUUAUACGUCAGCUGCUAGAGGCAGGCUCUCAAGUUGACCAGAAAGAUGACGAGGAGAGAAUUCCGCUGCAUUACGCUGCCGAGAAUGGUAACUUGUGUGUUGUUAACGCGCUUCUGGACAAACAAUCUUCUACUAUCGACGAUAGGGAUUCCAGACUUUCUCUCACAUAUGCUGCUGCGGGCGGUCAUGUAGCCGUUGUUAAAUACCUGCUUGACAAAGGCGCAGAGAUCGAUACAAGAGACUAUGAUCGCACCACCCCUCUUCUAUACGUCGCCAAGGUCGGUUGCCUCAGGACAGCGAAAGUGCUUCUUGACCAAGGCGCCAAGAUUAACGCCACGGACAAGAACAGGUUCUCCGCACUUAUCAUGGCAGCUGGAUGUGGAAGACACGAGCUAGUCACCAUGCUCCUUGACCGAGGAGCAGACAUGUCAAUCAUUUCAAACAGCGGGCAGAAUUGUUUGUUGGCCGCUAUAGAAGCAGGACAUAGAAGCGCAUGUAUGGCCAUCAUCAAGCAUGAACGGUGGGAAGAGGCUUGUAACAUAAAUGCUUGUGACGUGAACCGGUCCCCUAUGAAAUGCUUAAUCGAAAAAUUCCCGGAUGUAGCCAAGAUUGUAAUGGACAAGUGCAUAACCAGGUCAGAGCACCAAGACAGUGACGAGAAACUCCAAAUCACUUACAACUACAAGUACCUUGACCCUGCACCUGAAAAAGACACGGUUCUUAUUGGAAAGAAAUUUUUCGCGCCAAAGGCAAUGCUACAGAAUGAACGAAGAGAUUUGCUCUUUCACCCGCUGACAUUGGAGCUAAUUCGAUAUAAAUGGAGUCUAUUUGGUCUUCGAUUUUUCUAUUUGGGUGCAAUUCUCCACCUCGUGUACAUCACUGUCCUCACGUUCUACGUGCAGUGUCAAAAUGAGCGACAUAUAGACAGGACCUGGUCAAACCGAACAACGACAGCCAUAUUUGAUAAGGUGUUGUGCAACCAGUACACAGUUGAUGCCGCUGAAGUUGCAAUCCUGAUCAUUUCAGUUUUCAAUUUAGGCAUCGAGUUCUAUCAAAUGUACACAGAGAAAUGGGACUAUAUAGAAACGAGUAACGUGGUCGAGUUCUCGACGUUCACGUGCGCGCUGGUCGCACUCGGGAUAAAGUAUUUCACCCAAGAGGGAGAUGAUUUGUAUUUAUACUGGAGUUUCACCAUAGUCUUGGUGUUACUCGCGUACCUCACCAUGCUUCUACAGUUUCAAAGUUUGUUUCAGAAUGGAAUCUACGUCACGAUGCUGUUUGAGGUUCUCAAGACCCUUCUGAGGGUGAUGUGCGUGUUUUUGCUGCUCUUCUAUGGUUAUGCCGUCGUCUUUCAGCUCUUGCUAUCGAAGGAAUCCAACUGGAUGAUGACAGGCCACAAACCAGACUAUGAAUCCAUUCAAACUGACCCAUUCCAGAAUGUCAGCUCAUCAUUUCUCAAAGUCCUCGUCAUGACAAUCGGAGAAAUCGAGUACACAAGAUUCUUCGUCGACGAGCCUCUCGCCCUUCCGAACUUGUCCAGAUUAGUGUUUCUAUCAUUCUGCCUGUUCCUGCCGAUAGUGCUUAUGAAUCUUACGAUUGGUCUUGCCGUUGGGGACAUCGAUUCUAUCCAGAAGAACGCGGAGAUCAAAAGACUGGCAAUUCAGAUCGAUUCUAUCUACGAAUUUGAAGAGAAGCUACCCUGCUUUGUCUAUUGUCGAUUCUACAAAUCUGAAACCGUGAAAAAACCCAACGAGAAGCCUAAGACAGUCCUUCAGAAGAUAAAGGGGCGACUCAGUAAUCGUCUGUUGGAGACAACAGAAGGAGUGUUGGAAAAUAGCCCUGAACGCUGGUCAGACGUCACCGACAAUCUGACCAAUAAGAUGCAAGCACAGGAAGACCGAAUGGAACUAAUCUCGCAAGAGAUGAUAAAACAACGAACGAUGCUAGAAAGGAUUUUGGAAAAAAUCGACAAAGAGCCCCAGCAAGGGGACACAGUGCUAUAGAAGCCAAAAUACAGCAUUGUAGCCCCAUUGUUACUGUUGUUGUCUUAUAUAUUGAUUGAAUAUUGAUUCACAUAUUCAAUGAGAAUGUCAAGAAGUCAAUCAAAAUUGAAACGGCGGGUUUAAAACACAAGCUUCAUAUGGAAUGGCUCGAGCUAUUGGAGAGAAGAACAUCAACGAAAUCUAGACGUCGGGACAGAACUGAAUUUAUUCCAAGACAUUCAGCAAUCACACACGGGGUAGACACUUUACAAAUAAGGGCAUGAUGUCCAUAUACGGAAAUUUAACACAAGCUGCCCAAAAUAGGAGAAUUAGAAACGGACAUGCGCACUCUUUACAACUUACACUCGCACAAAAUAAAAUCAAAAGCAACAUACACCUAUUUCAAAUAAGGAUGCACUCGAGAAUCCGUGUGUCGUAACCCGCGUUGGUUCAUGGGUAGCGUAUGAAUGGCUGAAUCCUUGUAUCUGAAAGCCAUGUGAUUGUUCAUAAAUAAGAAGGUAAACAAGAAUCUACAGCUUUUGAAACCUGGAUUAGUAUGUUAUUUACGGUCUUGUGCUUAUUUAUUUGAUACCCAUGAAGCACUGCGUGUUACGAUACACAAAUUUACCGAAUGCAACGGGCCUUAUUUGAAAUAGGUGUAUAACCGGAGCAGAGGUUCAAAUGGUUUCAAGAGCCUUUGUGGUGGCGCUUUUGAUUUUGAAUUUUAGAACAAGGAAGCCAAGGAAGCGUAAACAGCAGCAGACUUAAAAAAAGCACGCAAAAUACACUCGCGAGCUCAAUCCCGAUUCAGGAUGGCCGCGUAAUUUUCGAUACAGUUGCGAUGUGUUAUCGAUGUUUUUUGUUCCUUCUUUCUCUUUUUUCUUAUUAUUAUUUAAAAAUAAAUAAACUCUUUCUCACCUAA